Molecule: messenger RNA, 2163 nt
Organism: Cornus florida
Lineage: Eukaryota; Viridiplantae; Streptophyta; Magnoliopsida; Cornales; Cornaceae
Exons: 3
Coding region: 635-1972 (445 amino acids)
Source: RefSeq, a predicted model, not a curated record
AGGUUUUUAUCAGGUUCCUUGUCAAUUUUCAUGUUACCCGAGAACCCUAAGAUUCUCAUUUUCUUGAAUUUCUGAGUUCUUCCAUUUUUUAAAUGGGCUCCCUUUGUUUCUUCCUUCAAGUCCAUUCCUUUCUCACUCUUCAUUUCUCAACCAUUUUAUUUUGUUCAAACAAUGUUUCUCGCAUCCACAGGUUCCAUUAACCAGUAUGAUUUCAACCAUACGGUGAAUCUUUUCAUUUUUAAUUGUCUCUUUUCUUAUCUUAUCAAGUGUCCAUGUUGCAUUUCAUAGAUGAACAUGGCCGUCCAUUUCAUGACAACCAUUUUAGGAAAAAUCUGCAGUGCUUUAAGUGUUGGUGGUUGGAUGGCUUUUAAAAUGCAUUGCAUAGAAUGAUUUCGUCUUUGAAAAGUAUAGCUCUUUUCUGGGUGUUUCUCGAGAAAUUUUAAUUUGGUUUUGUCUUCAAAUUGUAUAUGACCCAUUGGUUCUGAGAAUGAGAAGGAAAAUACAUAGUUGGAAGAUAGUGUUUGUUUUUGAUGUUUAGAUGCCUUUAUGCCCACAAUGGGAAUGGAAAUGAAUAUGCUUUGAGCAGGAGAAAAGAGGUGCUCUGAAGCCUGUGGUGACUGAGAGAAGGGAAAAUAUGCCAACAGUUUGGUUUUCUUUGAAGAAAUCUUUACACUGCAAAUCAGAGCCAUCUGAUGUUCAUGAUCCAACGGCCAGGAAACACUUGAGCACAAUCUUGACAAGAAAAGCAGGCAGGUCAGGCUGUUCAAGGUCCAUAGCCAAUCUCAAAGAUGUCAUUCAUGGAAGCAAGAGACACAUGGAGAAGCCUCCAACUUGUAGUCCAAGAUCUAUAGGGAGCAGCGAAUUCCUAAACCCAAUAACCCAUGAAGUGAUUCUGAGCAAUUCAACAUGUGAGCUCAAAAUCACUGGUUUUGGUGGUUUCCAAGAAGGGAUUGGUGGUGGUGGUGGUGGUGGUGGUGGUGGUCCUGGUGGUGGUGGUGGGGCUGGUGGGUUUGGUGGUGACUCAACAUUUGUGGGUACUUUAAAGCCUGGUACCCCAGGCCCUGGAGGGCACCCUUCAAUGCACUAUUUUAACACUUCAAUGAGAGCCUCCACAACUCCUUCAAGAAAGAAUGGUGCUCUAUUGUCAGAUAGGGAAGGAUCUGUAUUUGGGGGUACUGGUAUUUUCGGUGGUGGUGGUGGUGCUAAUGGUAAUCCUUCAAACCCUAGGGCUUGUCUUGAGAGAGAUACUAAUGGGUCUUCUACAUUGCAAUGCCACAAAUGUGGAGAACAGUUUGGCAAGUGGGAAGCUCUUGAAGCACAUCAUCUUUGUAAACAUGCUGUUACUGAGCUGGUGGAAGGGGACUCAUCUAAGAAAAUUGUUGAAAUAAUUUGCCGGACAAGCUUGCUGAAGUCUGAAAACCAUUGUGGUCGAAUUGAGAGGAUUCUGAAAGUUCACAACAUGCAAAAAACUCUCGCCCGGUUUGAAGAAUACAGAGAAAUGGUGAAGAUCAAAGCCAGCAAACUACAAAAGAAACACCCUCGUUGUCUUGCUGAUGGGAAUGAACUUUUGAGGUUUUAUGGCACAACUUUGGCAUGCUCUCUUGGCAUGAAUGGAUCAUCCAGUCUCUGUAUAUCUGAUAAAUGCUGUGUUUGUCGAAUCAUAAGAGGUGGGUUCUCCACUAAGAAGGAACUUAAGGGGGGAAUCGGUGUUUUCACAACUUCCACAAGUGGGAGAGCUUUUGAAUCUAUAGAAAUCCUUGAAGACGAUCCAUCUCUGAGGAAGGCUUUAAUAGUCUGCAGAGUUAUCGCGGGAAGGGUUCACCGGCCACUGGAGAACAUACAAGAAAUGGCAGGUCAGUCGGGAUUCGAUUCAUUGGCUGGGAAGAUUGGUCUUUAUUCAAAUAUUGAGGAGCUCUAUUUGCUCAAUCCCAGAGCUCUCCUUCCUUGCUUUGUGGUAAUAUGCAAACCCUGAACAGAACAAUUUCUUAUGAAGGUUAUGUGAAUCAUUUUUGUUUAUGGUAGAUGUACUUUUUUCUCCCUUUUGAUAGAAGCUUGAUUCUUCUAGCACUUGCUUGUAGAUCUAUAUAUUUGGGCUUCCCCAUGCCUACUGUAUCUGCCUCUCCAAAACAUUUCCAUAUGCCUUGGUAUUGUAUUUUUUCCUCA